This is a messenger RNA of Lolium perenne, 1188 nucleotides long. RefSeq names its product short-chain dehydrogenase reductase 3a. The record is from RefSeq and is a predicted model, not a curated record. NCBI's taxonomy places the organism in Eukaryota, Viridiplantae, Streptophyta, Magnoliopsida, Poales, Poaceae.
CGAUCGCCUGGGACACAGAGGCCAGUGAUUCUUAACUGUGCCAACUGAUUGGAGAGAUGGUUUGAGGCUACGUUAAAUCAGCUGGGAUCGCCUAGCUCAGGUUUGGUCAGACACGAAGCGCGCAUAUCACGAGCUCACGAUACGUCAAGGAUGUUCCAAGCAAUGCGUCUCCUUCUCAGCGCGACGAAGACGAAGAGUGGGGCAGCGGGAAGGGCGAGCUCAGGCUCGUCUCGCCUCCUCUCCGCGUCCUCCGGCUCUAGCAGGUUGGCCGGGAAGGUGGCCAUCAUCACCGGAGCUGCGAGCGGCAUCGGGAAAGCGACGGCCGCCGAGUUCGUCAGAAACGGCGCCAAGGUCGUCAUCGCCGACGUCCAGGACGACCUCGGCCACGCCGUCGCGGCCGAGCUCGGCGGCCCGGACACGGCCUGCUACGCCCGCUGCGACGUUACCGACGAGGCGCAGGUGGCGGCCGCAGUGGACCUCGCCGUGGCACGCCACGGCCGCCUCGACGUCAUGUUCAACAACGCUGGCAUAACGGGCGGGAACUACGCGGGCGGCCCCAUCGAGUCCAUGGACAUGGCCGACUUCGACCGCGUCAUGGCCGUCAACCUCCGGGGCGUGGCCGCCGGCAUCAAGCACGCGGCGCGGGCCAUGGUCCCGCGCAGCCAGGGGUGCAUCCUGUGCACGGCCAGCACGGCGGGCGUGCUGGGCGGGUCGGGCCCUUACGCGUACAGCGUCUCCAAGACGGCCGUCGUCGGCAUGGUGCGCACGGCGGCGGCGGAGCUAGCGGCGCGCGGCGUGAGGGUGAACGCCAUCUCUCCGUACGCCAUCGCGACGUCCAUGGGGACGCGGUCCGUGAGGGACAUGCUGGGGCUCCCGUCAGUGGGGGCUGGCGACGAGGACGAGGAGGCUGUCAGGCGGGUGUUCGACGAGGAUUUCAACGAGAUGGGUGGCGGCAUAGUGCUGCGCGCGGAGGACGUGGCGAGGGCGGCCGUGUUUCUGGCUUCUGACGACGCCAAGUACAUCACCGGGCAUAAUCUUAUGGUAGACGGCGGGUUCUCCGUCGGGAAGCCGCUCAACGUCCCGUCGAUUUGAAGACGGCUUGAUGUCGUGUUGGGUUGCAGGAAAUGAAAUGAUGAACGUAUCCCCGCAAGAGAAUGAUGAAUGUAGAUAAUUGUUGAAGUUUAGAUC